GAAGCCUUGAUAGGCUAAUGUCAAACCCAGUCCUUGUGUGUGCAUUACGGCAGAUCAAUGCCUUCGAAGUUCUUGCAGAUGCAUUGGAGAGAUUAACGCAGUGCAGGGAGAAGCUAAGCAAGAGUGGCAGUCCUCUACAGACAGUAAUGGCCUUAACACCAGAGGUCACAUUCAGACAAGCCAUCCUCUUCUUCACAGAGACCGAUUUUGUAACUGAUGCAGAACACCGCCCUGCUAUGAAAUACCUGCCACCGCCUGGCAAGAGGUCCAGGGCUGAAGUGGGAGAGAGCCAGAGGCACCACGCAGAAUCACUGUUUACCUACUUGCAAACAGGAGCCCAGAUUCUUUGCACAGUGCUGCUGGUCAAACCUGGCGCUUGGAGCCGUAGCCUUGCAAGGAUCCUCCGAAAACUAGACCUAGAAAAAUUCAGUGUGGUUGGAAUGAAACACGUAGACCUGGAACCAGACAUUGCCUUAGGCCUCCUUUCUUCCGAAGUGAAACAGGAUCCAGCUGUGUUAGAAGCUCAUUGUACCUACCUUACCUCAGGUACUGCUCUCGUGCUGUGUCUUCAGAGGCCAAAUGCUGUGAAGAAGCUUUUAGAUUUACUGGGGCCAGAGGAUCCUAAACAAGCCCAGGCACUAGAUCCGUUCCUCUGGCGGGCUCAGUAUGGCAUCAGCACAGUCCAAAAUGGAUUUUACGGCUCCAAAUCCUAUCAAAUAGCUGUCCGGGAUAUGAAGCUGUUUUUCCCAGAAGGGCUGUGCUGCGCCGAGUGUCAGACAUUAGAGGAGGAAGAGUGCCGAGAAGCCUACCAGUAG
Opisthocomus hoazin is the source of this 815-nucleotide messenger RNA. The record is from RefSeq and is a predicted model, not a curated record. Lineage: Eukaryota; Metazoa; Chordata; Aves; Opisthocomiformes; Opisthocomidae.